AUGAUGGAGAAUCAAAAUAUAGCCUCGGAUGAAAUUUAUAGUGAACGGAAUUUAGGCAGAGGGUUCCGGGAACUAGAGCUACAGUCUCCCGAAGCCAGGAAUGGAGCGAGUGGCAUUCCGGCCCGUAGAGCUACCACAAUGACCCAUCAGGAUCCCACAACAACAGAGAGCCCCACCCCUGAAAGCUCUACUAGUUUGCAAACCAGUCAAGGAGUUGCUGCUGGUAGAAAAACAACUAGAAAGAGAAAGAAAAUAAAUUGGAGCAAAGAAAUGAAUUGUAACGUAGUAAAAGCAUUUCUAUUCGUUAACGAAUGUAGAGAUGACCCACUUCCGGGGUGGAGACAAAAAUUACACAUGGAAUUUAAACAACGGCAUUCAGAACUUGAGCUCACGGAACAAAACCUAGCAGAUCGACUGAGAUUGAUAUAUAGGAAGCAAAUGGUAGCACUAGCUGAAAUAGAUGAAAUCAGACGUAGCGUUGGAAGAGAAAUCCACAACUCAGAGGAAGGUGAAAGCUCAGUUGUGUUAGCUGUACAUGAAAGUGACACACCACAUGAAACUUGCCAGACAAAUGAUACACCACAUGAAUCUUGCCAGACUGAAGCAGAAGAAAAUAGAGCAGCAGCUGCAUGCAAAUUGAAAGAAAAUUACCAGCUAUUUGAAGAUAUCAACCCCUUAUGUAGACUAUACCUUCCAAAACUAAACAUCAAGAAAGAAACCUUUAAAAUCAUAGAAGUAGUGAAUGAUGCUCUAGAAAAAUUGUGGCUAGUGUUGACGACCUUGAAGCAACCUGCUUGGAAGAAUAGACUACUAUCCCAAAUAGACAAAUUAAGAGCAAAGGCGGACGUGAUACAUGAAUACAUCAACGGAAAUACAAGCAGAAAAGUAAGGCAUAAGAUAGAGGAUAUUCUUAAAACGAUCAAGCUCGAGAAAUCUGACCCAGAAUUCAACCGAAAACUUACAUGCUUUAGAGAUGAGCUUAGACAAAAAUUUAAAGUGAAAGGGGCUAGACUAAAACGAUACAAUAAAACAACUAAACGAAAGGAACAGAAUCGAGAAUUUCAAAAAAACCAGAAGAAAUUCUAUCAAACACUGGAAAACCAUAACAAAGAAGAAGUAACUGUGGAAAAUGCUAAUAAAGAGGAGUUUCUUAAAUACUGGAGCAGUAUGUGGUCAAAGCCUGCAGAAUAUAAUAAAAAAGCUGCCUGGGUGCAAUGGGAACAAGAUAAAGCCAAAAACAUCAUAGAAAUGACUAGUGUACCUAUCACAGAAGAGGACAUCAAAUAUGCCAUAAAAAAGCUCAAGAAUUGGAAAGCGGCAGGCCCGGACAAUAUACAUAACUUUUGGAUGAAACACUUUAAAUGUCUACCUCUCGUGAUUGUCCGAUGUUUUGAACAAGCUCUUCAGAACCCCCAGGAAUUCCCGAAAUAUCUUGCUACAUUGCUACAUACCUAUUUACUAUAUAAGGGAGGAAACCAAAAUGACCCUCAAAACUUCAGGCCAAUUACGUCCCAAAACAUAGUAGCUCCUGAACAGAAAGGUUGCAUACGCCGAUCACUUGGCUGUAAAGAGCAGCUCACCGUGGAUACUGUUGUUACGAGACAGGCUGUAGUAAAGAAAAGGAACCUUAGUACAGGGACAUCAUUUUAA
Messenger RNA from Sitophilus oryzae (rice weevil), 1650 nucleotides. RefSeq lists its product as uncharacterized. The record is from RefSeq and is a predicted model, not a curated record. The transcript has 3 exons. NCBI's taxonomy places the organism in Eukaryota, Metazoa, Arthropoda, Insecta, Coleoptera, Curculionidae. Bases 1 to 1650 code for a protein of 549 amino acids.